Messenger RNA from Exophiala viscosa, 1866 nucleotides. Its product is annotated as flavin-binding monooxygenase-like family protein. The record is from RefSeq and is a predicted model, not a curated record. Gene Ontology annotation, molecular function: N,N-dimethylaniline monooxygenase activity; flavin adenine dinucleotide binding; NADP binding. Lineage: Eukaryota; Fungi; Ascomycota; Eurotiomycetes; Chaetothyriales; Herpotrichiellaceae. The transcript is spliced from 2 exons. The coding region runs from base 1 to 1866 and encodes 621 amino acids.
AUGCAAGUCCAGCAGAAGUAUGAAGAAGAACGUCAGAAGCGAUUGCGCCCAGAUGGAGACGCUCAAUAUGUCGACCUCGACACUUCGGAUCAAUUCAAGUACUAUCGCGAUGAUCCCUGGCUCGACGAGCGAUCCGACAAGAUCACUAUCAGCGACAAUGAACAUAUCAAAUAUUUGAUCCUUGGUGCUGGCUGCGGCGGUCUCCUUUAUGCGGCAAAACUGGUGAAGUCUGGGGUUCCUGCCUCGGAAAUCCGCAUAGUCGAUUCAGCUGGUGGUAUAGGAGGAACUUGGUAUUGGAAUCGUUACCCGGGUCUCAUGUGCGACGUGGAGUCGUACAUCUAUCUCCCACUUCUCGAGGACAUGAAGUACACUCCCAAACACAAAUACUCGUACGGUGGUGAGAUUCGGGAGUACCUCACCGCGCUUGCUGAUAAAUUUCUGCUUUCCGAGACAGCCAUGUAUCGCACCAAAAUCAACAGCCUCGUUUGGGACGACGAACAGCACCAGUGGAAAGUCAACAUGAGCAAGGCACGAACCGACCAGCCCUCACUGGAAAUGAACGUUACGACUCGAUUCAUCAUAGCGGCAUCCGGCCUGCUCUUGCAUCCAAAAUUGCCAGGCGUCGUCGGCAUUGAGACCUUUAAAGGCCACUCCUUCCACACAUCUCGUUGGGCGUACUCAGUCACUGGCGGAUCUCAGUCGAACCCAACUCUAGACAAACUCUCGGACAAACGUGUCGGCAUCAUCGGUACUGGGGCUACUGCAAUUCAAGCCGUUCCGCAUCUCGCCAAGUACGCCAAACAUCUGACAAUCUUCCAACGGACACCUUCUUCAGUUGACACACGUGGCCAACAUGAGACCAACCACGAAACAUUUUCAUCCACGGUCGCCACACAUCCUGGCUGGUGGAAAGAGCGCAACCUCAACAUGGCCCGCCAUCUUUCAGACGCCAUCAAACCUACCGACACGAAUCUAGUCAACGACAGAUGGUCCAUAUGCCAUUCAUACCGCUCGAUAAUCGGUGGUCCCAACGGACCUACCUCAAUGGAAGACAUCCCGGCAUUCGUAGCGUCCCUUCACGCAAGCGACCUACCUCGAGCAGAGGAGAUUCGACGGCGCGUGGAUGAUAUUGUGAAAGACAAAGGGACCGCGCAUAGCUUGAAGCAUUGGUACGCGUCAUGGUGCAAACGCCCAACAUUCCACGACGAUUACCUGCCGUGUUUCAACCAGUCCAAUGUCCAGCUCGUAGAUACGGACGGCAAGGGCGUAGAUUCACUGACUGCGACCGGCGCCGUGGUCGCUGGCCAAGAAUAUCCGCUGGACAUACUCAUUUUCAGCACGGGCUUUCGCGCCCCUUUGAGCGGCGGUCCAGCUGCCCGUGCUGACAUGAAGGUCACUGGUCGUAACGGGAAAGACAUGGACGCAAAAUAUAACGAGGACGUGGCAACUCUCCACGGCGUUUUCACGCACGACUUUCCCAAUUUCUUCAUCCCAGGACCAUUUCAGGCCGCUGCUACAGCCAACCAGACCUUUACUGCUGAUGUAUUGAGCGACCACGUUGCAUAUAUCAUUACCCAGGCUCAAGCUAAACACCCUGGUCAGAAGGUGGUCAUUGAGCCGACCAAGGAAGCGGAGGAGAUUUGGACGGGAGAGAUUUUGAGGCGGAGUAUGGCUUUUGCAGGCAUGGCAGGUUGUACACCGGGUUAUCUGAACGGUGAGGGUUUGAUGGACAGCCUCCCGAUGGAAGCGAGGAUGAAAGCUGCAAGAUGGGGUAUUUGGGGAGAAGGACUCGAGAGCUUCAUGAAUGUAUUGAAGCGCUGGGAAGAUGACGGCAAGCUCGAAGGUCUGGAUGUACGUGCUGUUUGA